Messenger RNA from Colletotrichum truncatum, 1677 nucleotides. The record is from RefSeq and is a predicted model, not a curated record. NCBI's taxonomy places the organism in Eukaryota, Fungi, Ascomycota, Sordariomycetes, Glomerellales, Glomerellaceae.
AUGUCGAACCUCACAGUGAUCGCCAGCAACGUCAACAAGACCCCUCUCCACCCCGGUGGUGUCGCUCCUCACCUGGAGCACACUGAGCUCGAGGAGGAGCUUCACGAGACCGCUCACAUUGACUACAACCGCGUUGCCAUUAUCCCCAACCCCUCCGUUCCGGCUCUAUUCAAGGUGUAUGAGACUGGUUCUGCCAUCACAUCAAGUGGUGCCCUUACCGCCUACUCUGGAAAGAAGACUGGCCGCUCUCCAUUGGACAAGCGAAUUGUUGAAGAGGACAGCUCCAAGAACGACAUCUGGUGGGGUCCCGUCAACAAGCCCAUGUCUCCCGAGGUCUGGAAAAUCAACCGUGAGCGUGCCAUUGACUACCUCAACACAAGAAAUCGUAUCUACGUCGUCGACGGUUACGCUGGCUGGGACGAAAAGUACCGCAUCCGUGUCCGUGUCAUUUGCGCCCGCGCCUACCAUGCUCUGUUCAUGAGGAACAUGCUCAUCCGCCCUCCUCGUGAGGAGCUGGAGCACUUCCAUCCCGACUACACCAUCUACAAUGCUGGUUCUUUCCCCGCCAACAGAUACACCGAAGGCAUGACCUCUGGUACCUCCGUUGCCAUCAACUUCGCCGAGAAGGAGAUGGUUAUCCUCGGUACCGAGUACGCCGGUGAGAUGAAGAAGGGUGUCUUCACUGUUCUCUUCUACGAGAUGCCCAUCAAGCACAAUGUGCUUACUCUUCACUCUUCCGCCAACGAGGGCAAGAACGGCGACGUUACCCUCUUCUUCGGUCUCUCCGGCACCGGUAAGACCACGCUGUCUGCUGACCCUCAGCGUGCUCUGAUCGGUGACGAUGAGCACUGCUGGAGCGACCGUGGUGUCUUCAACAUUGAAGGUGGUUGCUACGCCAAGACCAUUGGCCUGUCGGCCGAGAAGGAGCCCGAUAUCUUCGGGGCUAUUCGCUUCGGCUCUGUACUCGAGAACGUUGUUUUCGAUCCCGAGACCCGUGUUGUUGACUACGACGACUGCACUCUGACCGAGAACACUCGCUGCGCCUACCCCAUUGAGUACAUCAACAACGCCAAGAUUCCCUGCAAGUCCGAUUCUCACCCUUCCAACAUUGUCCUCCUCACCUGCGAUGCCCGCGGUGUCCUGCCUCCCAUCUCCAAGCUGGACCGUGCCCAGACCAUGUUCCACUUCAUUUCUGGUUACACCUCCAAGAUGGCUGGAACCGAAGACGGUGUCACCGAGCCCCAGGCUACCUUCUCCUCCUGCUUCGCCCAGCCCUUCCUGGCUCUCCACCCCAUGCGCUAUGCCAAGAUGCUUGCGGACAAGAUCGAGCACCACAACGCCAACGCCUGGCUCCUCAACACUGGUUGGGUCGGUGCCGGUGCUGCCCAGGGCGGCAAGCGUUGCCCCCUCAAGUACACUCGCGCUAUCCUCGAUGCCAUCCACUCCGGCGAGCUCGCCAACGUUGAGUACGAGACUUACGAGACCUUCAACCUGCAGGUUCCCAAGACCUGCCCUGGUGUUCCCUCUGAGCUCCUCAACCCCAAGGCUGCCUGGACCGCUGGCGGUGAAAGCUUCCAGACUGAGGUCAAGAAGCUUGGUGUUCUCUUCAACGAGAACUUCAAGAAGUACGCGAGCGAGGCGACUGAGGAGGUCGUCAAGGCUGGCCCCGUCGUUUAA